Molecule: messenger RNA, 2306 nt
Organism: Jatropha curcas
Lineage: Eukaryota; Viridiplantae; Streptophyta; Magnoliopsida; Malpighiales; Euphorbiaceae
Biological process (GO): RNA modification
Molecular function (GO): RNA binding; protein binding
Source: RefSeq, a predicted model, not a curated record
UAAGAAUAAGGUCUUCUAGAAAAAGAUUAUUUUGAAACGACAGGUUGAUUUGUUCGCAGUUUGGCUUUUCGCUUGCACGACCGAUAUGUCGUUUUAGGGUGGACGGCGUAUAUUCAAAAUUAGACGGACUAAUCAAAACAAGUUGCAAAUCGAAAUUGCUACAACAAUGAACUUGAUCAGUGAAAUUGACAAUCAAUUGACAUGGGUUUGUAUCUGAGUUAUUGUUGUAAGUAUAACCAUCAUAAUCAUGGUGUUCUGCUCCCCACUUCGUCUUCGCGUCAUAUUUCCAAGAGUUGGACAUUUAAAUAGUUGCUUUUCUUCUUUCGCAAACCUGAACCCGACAAGGGUCUCGAAUAGGAUUCCCGUUUAUAUCACCGGAAGUUCAAAACUGCGGGUGAUAGUUUCUGAUACAUAUGAGUGUAACACAAAGAUCAGUAAUUUAGGGCGUCAUGGCAAGGUCAAAGAUGCAAGGAAGCUGUUCGAUGAAAUGCCGCAACGAGACAUCGUUUCCUAUGCUUCCAUGAUUACUGUUUAUUUGAAGAACAACAAUCUUCCGCAGGCUGAGAUGCUCUUUCGGGCGAUGCCAGAAAGAAACAUGGUUGCUGAUUCUGCAAUGAUUAGUGGGUAUGUGAAGGCGGGGCAGAUUGAUAAGGCGCGUGAAGUUUUUGAUCACAUGGUGGAGAGGAAUACGUACUCUUGGACAAGUUUGGUUUCUGGGUAUUUCAAUAUUGGCAAAAUUGACGAGGCCAUUCGGCUUUUUAAUUUAAUGCCUGAGAAGAAUGUGGUUUCUUGGACUAUUGUGGUCGCGGGCUAUGCUCAAAAUGGUUGCAUUGAUGAAGCGCGUGAUAUUUUUUAUGAAAUGCCGGAGAAAAACAUUGUUGCUUGGACUGUUAUGGUGAAGUCUUAUAUCCAAAAUGACCGAAUUGAUGAGGCAUUUGAGGUUUUCUAUCAGAUGCCCCAGCGGAAUCUAUAUUCUUGGAAUAUUAUGAUUUCAGGUUGUAUAAAUGCUAAUAGGCUAAAUGCUGCUAUUCAACUAUUUAAUUCAAUGCCUAAAAGGAAUGCUAUUUCUUGGACAACAAUUGUUACAGGUCUUGCACGAAAUGGAAUGACUGAGCAUGCAAGAGAGUACUUUGAUCAGAUGCCUAAAAAGGACAUAGCUGCAUGGAAUGCUAUGAUCACAGCAUAUGUUGAUCAAGGCAGCAUGGAUGAAGCUAGUGAGAUUUUCAAUUUGAUGCCAGAAAAGAAUAUUGUGAGUUGGAAUGCAAUGAUCGAUGGGUAUGCAAGAAAUGGGCUGGAAAGCGAUGCUGUAAAGCACCUAAUCCUCAUGCUUCGAUACAACUUUAAGCCUAAUGAGACUACUAUCACUAGCGUCUUGACAGCAUGUGACAGCACAAUGGAGCUUAUGCAAGCUCAUGGCCUAGUGAUUCAUCUUGGGUUUGAGCAUGACACACUGCUUUCUAAUGCUCUCAUCACUAUGUACUCUAGAUGUGGAGAUGUCCUCUCAGCUUGGUUUGUCUUUGAUCAACUUGAGGCCAAGGAUAUUGUAUCGUGGACUGCAAUGAUAUUAGCUUAUUCAAAACAUGGUUGUGGUAGUCAUGCAUUACAAAUCUUUGCACGCAUGCUAAGAUCUGGAUCCAGACCUGAUGAAGUUACAUUUGUUGGAGUGUUAUCAGCUUGUAGCCAUGCAGGUCUUGUCAUGAAAGGCCAAAAGCUCUUUGAUUCAAUGAGUUGUGCUUACAGUAUAGAACCAAAGGCAGAACAUUAUUCCUGCCUUGUAGACAUCCUUGGUCGAGCAGGACAGGUGAACAAGGCAAUGAAAGUAGUUUCUGAAAUGCCUCCACAUGAGCGUGAUGGUGCUGUUCUUGGGGCAUUGCUUGGUGCAUGCCGAUUGCAUAAGGAUGUCGGAUUGGCAAAUGAGAUUGGUAACUUGUUAAUAGAGCAAGAACCAAAUAGCUCCGGAAGUUAUUCUCUCUUGGCUAAUGUGUAUGCAGAAUGUGGAAAGUGGAAUGAGUUUGCACAGGUGAGGAAGAAGAUGAAGGAAAGGAAUGUGAAGAAAGAACCUGGUUUUAGUCAAAUAGAAGUGAAAGGCAAGAGCCAUAUAUUUUUGGUGGGAGACAGAUCUCAAACUGAAGUUGAAGAAAUUUAUGAUCUCCUUGACCACAGGUUACUACCCGUAAUGUGCGACAUGUGUUACACUCCAGAAAUAAUGGUAUCAGUUUAACAUGAGCAGAAGUCAAUUUUUUCCUUCAGCGUUUGGAAAAGAAAAAAAAAAAUCUUGAGCAGGUAUGAAUCUGAUUUAUUUUGUG